This is a messenger RNA of Kwoniella mangroviensis CBS 8507, 1164 nucleotides long. RefSeq lists its product as uncharacterized. The transcript is spliced from 4 exons. NCBI's taxonomy places the organism in Eukaryota, Fungi, Basidiomycota, Tremellomycetes, Tremellales, Cryptococcaceae. The record is from RefSeq and is a predicted model, not a curated record. The coding region runs from base 1 to 1164 and encodes 387 amino acids.
AUGUCUUCAUUCCCCGUAUCCUCCUCUCGCAGAUCCUUCUGGAGAGAUGAAUCACCAGCAAUUACCCCCGGUAGUCCCGGUCCCUCACGAUUAUCCAAACAUGACGUUGCGAAUUACCUCAACUUCGCUACCAACCUUGAUCGUACUGAAGAGUAUGAUCUAUCUUGGAGACUUUCUCAUCCUCCCGAUGCCCACAGGCAACAGAAACUCCAAAUUCCUAUCAUUGCCGAAAACGAAGAUGGGUUGGAAAAUGAAUUAGAAUCAGAAGAUCUCGAAGUAGAAGUAGAAACUGAAGGUGAAGGAGGUGAUCAUCAGUCUUCGUCACCAAAUAAAACAAGACGUAUUGAUGGACCUGGAUUUGCACCAUCAUAUCAAGAUGUCAGUGGAUCCAUAAACAAGAAUAAGAAGAGGAAGACGGAUGAUAGGGAUAAAGAGCGAGAAAAAGUCAAAUGGCCAUUAUCGACGGCCGAACUGGACAAGCAGACUCAGCAAAAUGGAGGUAUAGGUAUAGAUUCAGACCCGUUAGAAGAUACGAUCAAAUCAUUUGCAGUGUCAUAUAUACGAUUGAAUGGAUUGAAAUCACCUUAUACCGAUAACAAUCACGGUAAUGGUGAAGGUGAAGAAUCGUUGUCUCAUCAGAUUCUCGAUCCGGAUUUAGAACAGGAAUUAGAAUCGAGUCUACCUGAUGAUUUCAUCAAGUCGACAAAGGAAUAUCUAAAUAGCAUAUUAACGAAUCUAGCUAUCAUGAGACCAGCAGAUAUUGGUAAGAAGAGGAGACAGAUGGGUGCGAUAGAUUGGAUGGGAGUGUUGAGUGCUGCUAGUUUGGAUAAGGAUUUUGAGCCGCUAGUGAAGGACGCAAAUGGAAGGCUCAGAGAGAUGUACAAGGUGGAUGACCAUGAUCUACUCACUCAUCGUCUCGGUAUUCUUCAACGCCCCCAGCUUAAUCAAGAAGAAUCUAUUCUUGACUGUCUUUACGACACUGUCUUACCGAGAACGAACAAUGCGAUACGUCCACAUCAAUCUCAGCAAGAACUAGAAAAACGUGCCGAAAAGCGUCGUUUGAAAGAAGAAUUAAGGCUCGCCAAAUUAUCCAAACAAUCUUCAUCCGUCCCAGUCAACCCAAAACCAAAACGAACGAAACGAAAAUAUACCAAACGAGAUUAA